Molecule: messenger RNA, 2454 nt
Organism: Aspergillus wentii DTO 134E9
Lineage: Eukaryota; Fungi; Ascomycota; Eurotiomycetes; Eurotiales; Aspergillaceae
Gene: hscA
Product: putative Hsp70 chaperone (HscA)
Exons: 7
Coding region: 155-1999 (614 amino acids)
Biological process (GO): protein refolding; cellular response to unfolded protein; vesicle-mediated transport
Cellular component (GO): cytoplasm; nucleus; plasma membrane
Molecular function (GO): misfolded protein binding; ATP binding; ATP-dependent protein folding chaperone
Source: RefSeq, a predicted model, not a curated record
AAAAAAAGGUAAAGUGGGCUUGAUCCUUUUUAAAUUUCAACCGCUCCCACUUCGACACUCGGAGCGAAUUUUAUAACUUCUUUCCUUUCCCAACCCUCCUCUUCCAUACUGCUUCUCUCUUUAUUGUGAAUUUAUUUCCUUUACUAUUUGUAUCAUGGCUGACGAAGUCUACGAAGGUGCCAUCGGCAUUGACCUUGGCACUACCUACUCUUGUGUUGCCAACUAUGAAGGCACCAACGUUGAGAUCAUUGCCAACGAGCAGGGUAGCUACACCACUCCCUCUUUCGUCUCUUUCACCGACAAGGAACGUUUGAUUGGUGAGGCCGCAAAGAACCAGGCCGCCAUGAACCCGAAGAACACUGUCUUCGAUAUCAAGCGUCUUAUCGGUCGGCGGUACGAGGACCCAAUUGUCAAGAAGGACGUGGAGUCAUGGCCCUUCAAGGUUGUCGACCAGGGCGGAAACCCUGCCGUGGAGGUCGAGUAUCUCGGCGAGUCCAAGACUUUCACUCCCCAAGAGAUUUCCUCUAUGGUGCUCAUGAAGAUGAAAGAAGUUGCGGAGACCAAGCUUGGAAAGAAGGUCGAAAAGGCCGUUAUCACUGUCCCAGCUUAUUUCAACGACAACCAGCGUCAGGCUACUAAGGAUGCAGGUGCCAUUUCCGGCCUGAACGUCCUGAGAAUCAUUAACGAGCCUACUGCCGCGGCUAUUGCUUACGGUCUUGGCUCUGGAAAGUCUGACAAGGAGCGGAAUGUUCUGAUCUAUGAUCUUGGUGGUGGUACUUUUGAUGUUUCUCUGCUGAACAUCCAGGGCGGUGUUUUCACCGUUAAGGCCACUGCUGGUGACACUCACCUUGGUGGACAAGAUUUUGACACCAACCUCUUGGAACACUUCAAGAAGGAGUUCCAGCGCAAGACCGGAAAGGAUCUUUCUGGUGACCCCAGAGCAUUGCGUCGCUUGAGAACUGCUUGUGAACGUGCCAAGCGUACCCUGUCCAAUGCUACCCAGACCGCGGUGGAAAUUGACUCCCUCUUUGAUGGUGAAGACUUCAACUCUUCAAUCACUCGUGCUAGGUUCGAGGAUCUUAACUCUAAGUCCUUCGCUGGCACCCUUGAACCGGUCCAGCAGGUUCUCAAGGACUCUGGCCUUGAAAAGAAGCAGGUCGAUGAGAUCGUGCUUGUUGGUGGAUCUACUCGCAUUCCUCGCAUUCAGAAGCUCCUUAGUGACUUCUUCGAUGGCAAGAAGCUUGAGAAGAGCAUCAACCCCGAUGAGGCUGUCGCUUAUGGUGCCGCCGUGCAGGCUGGUAUUCUCUCCGGAAAGGCUUCCUCCGCCGAGACCCAGGAUCUGUUGCUUCUCGAUGUUGUCCCUCUCUCUCUUGGUGUUGCUAUGGAGGGCAACAUUUUCGCUCCCGUCGUGGCCCGUGGCCAGACUGUUCCCACAAUCAAGAAGCGCACCUUCACCACUGUCGUGGACAACCAAACAACUGUUCAGUUCCCUGUCUUCCAGGGUGAGCGUACUAACUGUGCGGACAACACCUCCCUUGGAGAGUUCACAUUGGCUCCUAUUCCCCCCAUGAAGGCUGGCGAGGCUGCUCUUGAGGUCGUCUUUGAGGUCGACGUCAACGGUAUCUUGAAGGUUACCGCUACAGAGAAGUCAUCUGGCCGUACUGCAAACAUUACCAUCUCGAACGCUGUUGGCAAGCUUUCUACCACUGAAAUCGAGCAAAUGAUCGAUGAUGCCGCCAAGUUCAAGACUAGCGAUGAAGCUUUCACCAAGAAAUUCGAGUCCCGUCAGCAGCUCGAGUCUUACAUCUCUCGUGUUGAGGAGAUCGUGUCGGACCCGACCAUGUCCAUGAAGCUGAAGCGCGGCAACAAGGAGAAGAUUGAGUCAGCCCUCAGUGAUGCUAUGGGUCAGCUUGAAAUUGAAGAUUCCACUCCGGAAGACCUUAAGAAGAAGGAACUUGCCCUCAAGAGACUCAUUACCAAGGCUAUGGCUACCCGGUAAAUGUGCAUACCUUGAAUGUGUGAAGGGUUAGUUACAUACCUGUCCUUUCUUGAGCUCUUUCCUUUUCUCUCAUUUUCCUUUUUCAAUUUCAACCACGAAAGGCGUAGCCUUCGGGUUGGCUACCGGUGGGAAUCGAGAUUUUAUUCUGGCAGAUUUGAUCAUCCAUUUGUGGCUCCUUUCUGUAUCAGAGAUCUUUUUUUUUUAGGGUUGGGCGCAACAUUUUUUUCUCUUUUUAAAAGUACCAUGAUUUAGAUGAGGUCGCCUCGGCAGUUUAAUGACUUUUAUGAGCCUGGCAUACCGAUGGAUGUCUAAAUUUGUCUAUUCAUUUGAAACGUAUUUUUGGGUUGAUCUUCUUCUGGACUGAUUAAACCCGUAGGUCUCCCAAUUUCCCGAAAAUACCUGCAUUGAUCGUUAGAGAAAUCGUCUCAAUCCCGUUUAUGUUGAUUCUUUGCUCC